Molecule: messenger RNA, 1056 nt
Organism: Aspergillus calidoustus
Lineage: Eukaryota; Fungi; Ascomycota; Eurotiomycetes; Eurotiales; Aspergillaceae
Source: the annotation of a GenBank genome assembly
AUGGCUCACACAGAGAAAAAGCCCUGGAUCGAGACUCCAUUGAUCGAGUCGACCACUCUUUCGAAAACAGCAGGAUGCAGAGUAUUUCUCAAGCUGGAGCUCCUGCAGCCGUCUGGCUCCUUCAAAUCUCGAGGAAUUGGCAACCUCAUCAGCAACGCCCUACAAGAUCCAGCCAAUGCAGGAAAACAGCUGCAUUGCUAUAGCUCCUCCGGCGGAAAUGCCGGUCUAGCAGCUGUUUACGCGGCUAGGGACCUUGACUGUCCCUGUUCAGUGAUUGUCCCGCAUUCGACGAAGCCAAUGAUGAUUCAAAAGCUGCGUGAUGCUGGCGCAACAGAUGUAAUCCAGCACGGCGACAGCUGGUUCCAGGCCGAUACGUAUCUUCGGAAGACAUUUAUCGAGAACCAGGAUGAUUGGGCGGAGACGAGGAGUGUCUAUGUCCCGCCGUUUGAUCAUCCGGAUAUCUGGCAGGGGGCUGCGACGAUGGUUGAUGAGAUCGAGAGACAGAUGCCGGCUCGAGAGGAAGGUGGGUUCCCCGCGGAUGUUGUCGUUUGCAGUGUCGGUGGAGGGGGACUUUUCAAUGGUGUUGUUGAGGGAUUGGGUCGGCAUAUGCAGUCUCGACAGGAUGGAGAGAAAGUCCGUGUUCUGGCUGUUGAGACAAAGGGAGCGGACUCGCUUGCUCUUGCCAUCAAAAGCGGGGGUCUGAAGUCGCUUCCCGCUAUCACGUCUCUCGCGACCUCUUUGGGAGCGCUGCAGGUUGCACCGCAGACACUGAAGAAUGCGCAGUCGCCACCUGCUGGGGUAGAAGUCUCGAGCGUUGUCGGGUCAGAUGCAGAGGCUGCUCGUGGGUCGAUUCGCCUGGCGGAUGCCCUGCGGUUGCAGGCCGAGUUGGCCUGCGGUAUCAGUGUUGAAGUUGGAUCGUCGGCGGCGAGGCUUAAGGAGUUUGUUCCUGAGCUUACGCCUGAGACCCGGGUCGUUGUCAUCGUCUGCGGUGGGAGCAAUAUCACUGCAGAGAUGCUUGCUCAAUACCGCGAGAAGCUGCAGGAAGGCUGGUCGUGA